AACCGAUGACCAGCAUUGAAAUCCGACAAUGUAUUAUUCCAAUUAUCACUGCCAUCAUAGUUGUCCGAGGAAUGUCUGAGGUACCAAGAACCUUUAGCAUUUCUCCUGUUCCCUUCUUCAAGAGUUUCUGCCGUGGCAAGAUCGAUAGUGCAAGCGUGUUCGGGGGCCUUGGAUUUCCCCCCUAGACUCGCCGUGCGGUACCGUACUAUUUGUGCUGUAGCGAGCCAUCUAUCCCUCGGUUCUCGCUUCUUCUUCUUCCUCUAAUCGUGCCAAGGUUAUCCUUCUUCCCCCAAUUGCCCCCCUUACCCGAUCCUCCGCCCAAUUGACGGGGUCAUCUGGGAACUGCCGUGCACUCGUGUUUCGCUGUACGGUAAUACGGUACGCCUUGUGACCCGAAUUGAUCCCGACACCGUAUACAGUAUAUGAAUAACCCCUCGUGUGCGGAUCUGGCCGAAAUGUCUUCGGCUCCAUCGCUGGAAACUGUCGGUAAGGAUAUCUUCGGGAUCCCCUCCCCUCACCACUUCCUAGUGUAUUGUCUAGGCUGACAAUCACCGCAACGCUCUCCAUCCUCGCAGGGGAGAGUCCACCUACCAACGUCCCUCCCUCCUCAGAAAAUACCACGGGGAGCCGCAAAAGCUGCUCUCCCACAAGUUUACACCGUAAAACCGGCAGCAAACGUCUCGUCGGUCGUCUGCCCACCAUGCCUGGUUCGAACUCCCCGCAUUCCACGGACCCCCGGGAUACUCUACUGCAAAGGCCACACCCAUUCGAGGAGAAUACGGGCAGUCGAGAAAACCCGGGCGGCCGGCAUUAUACACCCACCCGCGAACAAUACAUGGCCUCAACCGGGAGUGUAUCCAACAGUGAACAGAGUGUCAUUCUGGCCGAGCGGGUGAAGGCAUGGCUUCACAAUGAGAAGCAACGACAGGAAGACCGCCGCGAGAGAAAGAGGUCUGCUAAGAGAGCCGUUCACCAAGCAUUACACAUGCACCGCCCACUAAGUGAAUCAAUGGGUGAUGGUGAUAUUCCUGCCGCCUCAGACUCUAGUAGCGAUGAAGGGACACAGGAUUCAUGGAACCAGCUGGAGGCUAUUCUUGCGGCGGUCCAGGCUUCUUCAUCCACUGCUCCUAGUCGCCGCCAAAGCACGCCAGGCAAGAGAGACUCCUCAGGGAGGAGGUCCCGAGCGAGAUCGUUAAUAGGUAGCGCAUCGGAUUCCGACUAUGCUUCUGACGGAGAACCUGUAGCUCCCGCCUGUGAAGUGUAUCUAAGAACUGUUGGGGAGGUCGGAAUUGACGAGUUCAAGCGUCAAGUUUUGACAUUGGCGCAUACACUUAAGUGUAAGGGCUGGAGAAGGGUGCCGUUGGAUAGGUUCAAGGACGUAGCCAUUGAGAGGAUUAGUGGCGCCUUGACUAACACCGUGAGUUUAUUCUUUGUUAGUCUGACUUUUUGAUUAUCCAUUUGUAGGCCAUUUCCCUGGGCAAGAGGCGGGAGCCUCAUUCCCGUGAUAUGCGUGUUACCUGCGGUGAAAGCUCCUGUAGCAAGAAACAUAGCACAUACAGCCCUACACAUCCCGCUACGCUCGAUAUACGGCCUCCCUGUAACUGAUUUACCCGAAAUCAUGCACAUACCAUGCCCCCAAGUGGCUGUGGGAGCUGGAGGCGGGCGAGUGGAUGACAGACAUGCGCUUGAGAUAUGAAGUAUUCCGAGGGUGAAAUUGUUUUUGCGAGAAUUUUGGGUUUUUGCUAAUCGCGGGUCCUCUCUGGUGUCAAGGUUUACAUGGUCUCCCCCCCGCAAGAUAUUUCUGCCUCUUCCAACCCUAUGACUGCCCUUGCCAAUGAUUCUCAAGCCAGUGUAACGUCCACCCGCCCGCCCAAGCCCUUAGCGUACGUGUUUUCAGUGCUUCUCUCUAUCCCCAAAGUCCACAUUUUGGAUCCUGAAUGCGAGGCCCCCUAACAUAACGUUUCUAGAAAAUUGCUUCUUCGUAUCUACGGACCCCAAGUUUCUCAUAUUAUCGAUCGCGAGGCCGAAUUGAGUAUCCUUCGCCGCUUAGCCCGCAAGAGAAUCGGUCCUCGUCUUUUGGGCACAUUUGAAAAUGGAAGGUUCGAGGAAUUCUUUAACGCAACAACUCUUAUAUGCGAUGAUAUCAGAGUCCCGGAAACUUCCAGGCACAUUGCAAAGAGGUUGAAGGAGCUGCAUGAAGGUGUCAAACUCGAAGAUAGGGAGAGAGAAAUGGGGCCGGUCAGUUGGUGCAACUGGUAUAAGUGGGUUUCUAGAACAAGGAAGAUCAUGGCCUACCUAGAUGCUGCUGAGAAUUUGGGCAAAAAGGGCUAUAUAUGUGGGUGUCCAUGGGAAAGGUUUGAGAUAGCUGUUGAGAGGUAUAAGGAGUGGCUGUAUGGCAGGUCCGGUGGCGAAGAAAACGUGAAGAAGGAGAUGGUCUUUGCGCACAACGACGUACGUGGAUAUUCCUUCGACUUCCAUAGUUCAAUAGCUAAAGGCUGCGGUGUUAGACUCAAUACGGGAAUAUCAUGAGGUUGCAGGCUAGUGGGAACAGCCCGCUUUUGAUUCCGAGCAAUGAACAUAGGCGGCUCAUUGUUAUCGACUUCGAAUAUUCCGGCGCAAGUGCUCCUGGAUUUGAGUUUGCGAACCACUUUGUACGUGACGCUUCCCUGCCCUUUCAGAAUAACCUAUAGGGUCUAAUUUUUGACCAAGUGCGAAUGGAUGUGCAACUACCAUGACCCUGUCUCCCCCCACUUCGUGCACCACACCAAAUUCCCAACCCCUCAAGAGCAGCGCAACUUCCUCCGCGCCUACGUGGAACACAGCCUCACUUCCUCGUUCACCGCUAAGAGUGUUCCAACGAUGGGUACAAGCUCCGAGCCAUCCGCCUCGCCCACCUUACGCCCUCCCGCCAGAUCCUUCUCCUCGGUGCCUUCCUUCAUGCUCGACGCACGCACUCCCGGACCUAGCUACAAGGAAGAAGAAGCUAGCCGCCAGCGCGGAAUCGUCGAGGAAGUCGACAGACUAGAAGGCGAAGCGAAAGCCUGGCGUGCCGCCUGCCAUGCAAUGUGGUGCGUCUGGGGUAUCAUGCAAGCCAAGAUCCCCGGACCUGAAACCGAAGCCGCGAUCAACUGGCAGCAGCACCGUAUUGGCGAGCCCAUGUCUGAAGAGGCAGGAGUAGCUGCGGGCGAUCCGGACAACGUGAGGCCCGAGGAUGGGAAGGGGGGUGAGGAUGGGAACGAGUUUGAUUACCUGGGCUACGCUCAGCAGCGAGCGUUGCUGUUUUGGGGCGAUAUGCUUGCCCUCGGUAUCAUGACGCCUGAGGAGGUUGGCGAGGGAGUUGUGGAGAAGGCGAAGGUUGUUGCUUGGUGAUGGUUUGUUAUGCUGUGAUAUUUGCCCGCUCCGUAGAUGCUGUAGUUUUACUAGCAUCUUAUGACUUUCGUUUUCAUUUUCAUCUAUUUUAGCCUCGUUCGUAGCUAGGAAAUACAAUCAAGUCAGCCUAUUCACCACCCG
This is a messenger RNA of Tuber aestivum (summer truffle), 3510 nucleotides long. NCBI's taxonomy places the organism in Eukaryota, Fungi, Ascomycota, Pezizomycetes, Pezizales, Tuberaceae. The record is from the annotation of a GenBank genome assembly.